Molecule: messenger RNA, 1958 nt
Organism: Acomys russatus (golden spiny mouse)
Lineage: Eukaryota; Metazoa; Chordata; Mammalia; Rodentia; Muridae
Gene: Npr3
Product: natriuretic peptide receptor 3
Exons: 8
Coding region: 48-1658 (536 amino acids)
Biological process (GO): regulation of blood pressure; vasodilation
Cellular component (GO): membrane
Molecular function (GO): natriuretic peptide receptor activity; peptide hormone binding
Source: RefSeq, a predicted model, not a curated record
GUAGAGGGGCAAGCCGGUGGCCAGGGCGAGGGCUAGCUGGCAACACGAUGCAGUCCUUGCUGCUGCUCACUUUCUCGGCGUGCGUACUGCUGGCCCGGGAGCUGCUGGCAGGCGGCGCAAGUAGUGGCGGCGGGGACACAGGGCCAGGCAGCCGGCGCCGGGAGAGAGAGGCGCUGGCGGCUCAAAAGAUCGAGGUGCUUGUGCUAUUGCCCCAGGACGAUUCGUACUUGUUUUCGCUGGCCCGGGUAAAGCCGGCCAUUGAGUACGCACUGCGUACCGUGGAGGGCAACGGCACCGAGAGGAAGCUGCUGCCGCCUGGCACCCGCUUCCAGGUGGCCUACGAAGACUCGGACUGCGGCAACCGUGCGCUCUUCAGUUUGGUGGACCGCGUGGCGGCGGCGCGCGGCGCCAAACCGGACCUCAUCCUGGGGCCCGUGUGCGAGUACGCGGCGGCGCCGGUGGCCCGGCUGGCGUCGCACUGGGAUCUGCCGAUGCUGUCUGCAGGAGCGCUGGCCGCUGGCUUCCAGCACAAAGAUACGGAGUACUCGCACCUCACGCGCGUGGCGCCUGCCUACGCCAAGAUGGGCGAGAUGAUGCUCGCCCUGUUUCGCCACCACCACUGGAGCCGAGCCGCAUUAGUCUACAGCGACGACAAACUUGAGAGGAACUGCUAUUUUACCCUGGAGGGGGUCCACGAAGUUUUCCAGGAGGAGGGUUUGCAUACGUCUGCCUACAAUUUCGACGAGACCAAAGACUUGGACCUGGACGACAUAGUGCGCUAUAUCCAGAGCAGUGAGCGAGUGGUGAUCAUGUGUGCCAGUGGUGACACCAUUCGGAGCAUCAUGUUGGCGGUGCACAGACAUGGCAUGACCAGUGGAGACUAUGCCUUCUUCAACAUUGAACUCUUCAAUAGUUCUUCCUAUGGAGAUGGCUCGUGGAAGAGAGGAGACAAGCAGGACUUUGAGGCGAGGCAGGCAUACUCAUCCUUGCAAACAGUCACCCUACUGAGGACCGUGAAACCUGAGUUUGAGAAGUUUUCCAUGGAGGUGAAAAGUUCUGUUGAGAAGCAAGGCCUCAACGAGGAGGAUUACGUGAACAUGUUUGUUGAAGGGUUCCAUGACGCCAUCCUCCUCUACGUUCUGGCUUUACGUGAAGUCCUCAGAGCUGGCUACAGCAAGAAGGACGGGGGCAGAAUCAUCCAGCAGACUUGGAACAGAACGUUUGAAGGUAUUGCUGGACAGGUGUCCAUAGACGCCAACGGGGAUCGCUACGGGGACUUCUCUGUGGUUGCCAUGACCGACACUGAAGCCGGAGCCCAAGAGGUUAUUGCUGAUUACUUUGGAAAAGAAGGCCGGUUCAAAAUGCGACCCAAUGUCAAAUAUCCAUGGGGCCCUUUGAAACUGAGGAUAGAUGAAACCAGAAUUGUGGAACAUGCCAACAGCUCUCCCUGCAAAUCAUCAGGUGGCCUAGAAGAAUCAGCAGUGACAGGAAUCGUUGUGGGGGCCCUACUAGGGGCUGGUUUGCUAAUGGCCUUCUACUUUUUCAGGAAGAAAUACAGAAUAACCAUUGAGAGGCGAAACCAGCAGGAAGAAAGCAACACCGGGAAGCAUCGAGAGUUACGGGAAGAUUCUAUCAGAUCUCAUUUCUCGGUGGCUUAAAAAGAAAUGCACCCCUUUUUGUCUGCUUGAGAUUCUUUAAAGAGACAGAUAGCAAGAAAGACAUCAAUGGAACAGAAAGGGCGUUCUCGGAGAAUUCAUUCUUUUAAGCAGUAGUCAUUUCACUUUAAAUUUCCAUUAGAAGCUCAGGAAUGAUUAUUAAUCACUAUCUGCCCCCUGGCCUUUCAUCUCAUGGCAAACAAAUAUAGCGAUAUAAUGUCAUUCUUCAUAAGUGUUCUGACUUCUGGAAGGGCAUAGGAGAAGGAUUUAUGUUUUCAAAGUCUGGUAUCUCCAUAUCUUGAU